Messenger RNA from Triticum aestivum (bread wheat), 558 nucleotides. RefSeq lists its product as uncharacterized. Lineage: Eukaryota; Viridiplantae; Streptophyta; Magnoliopsida; Poales; Poaceae. The transcript has a single exon. Bases 1 to 558 code for a protein of 185 amino acids. The record is from RefSeq and is a predicted model, not a curated record.
AUGGACGGCGACGGCGAACUCCCCUUCGAUUUCUUCUCGCAGACGGCGUCUUCCGGUGCUGCGGCGCACCACAUCGACGAGGACGGGUGGGGGAUUACGCCCCCUCGUCUCCGGGGAUCCGCCGGCCGCGGCUUGGUGGCAGGGGGGCUCGAGCGCGGCUCGGUGGCAGGCGGGCUCGGCCGCGGCUCGGUGGCCGGGGGGCUCGAGCGCGGCUCGGUGGCCGGGGGGCUCGGCCGCUGCUCGGUGGCCGGGGCGCUCCGCGCUCCCAUCGGGUUGGAUAACAUCGACCUCAACGGCGACUCCGCCGUCGCCGCCUCCUACCCCAACCUGGGCAUGUACACGCAGCUUUUUCAUCCCGGGAGUGCGGCCGGCCAUGGUGUGCCCCUCCAGCGGACCAGAUCGGACGGCGUGGCGCAGCGGCAGGGUCGUCCACCUCGCCAAGGUCUCCUCCCAGUGAGGGCCCCAGAUCGUCGUGGCAAGCAGGUCGUCGCGACGUCGGGACGAGGUGGUGCUGGUUCAAGUCGCACAGGCAGCGGCAGGCAGCAUCGAUCAUGGUAG